AUGAUCGAGACACUGAAAGAAAUGAAGCACGGCAAGAGCGGCAGUUACGAGAGCCUGGCGCUAGAACGAACGGCGAGCCAAAUUCUGCAUCGCAUGGAGGACAAGGACUCGGAAGACUCCUUGGAAAGCACUCGGACAAGAGUACUCGCGAACGCGCGCGCGAUAUAUGGACCGAAUCGUUGUCUAGACGUGAUAAGUUUCGCCCCGACUUCCUCACGAAAAAUUGGAGCUUGCAUCGUCGAACACAAUCCUUCGAGUAGAUCGUACGUGCAUUGUUGCUCUGCAAAGGAGGACUCGCGUCUCGCUGCCUUGGAGCACUUGCUUGUAAUCACCGAAGAUCUGCUCCAACGACUUAUGGAUGCCGAGGGCAUCACGAGUAGUGGCUGGUUGCCCGCCACGCCACAGUCACACCAUGCAGCAAUGUUCGGAAGUGCAGCUGGUAGCAUAGCGGGUGGAAAUAGUAGCGUAGCAAGCAGUGUCCAGCCAAGUCGUAGAGGCAGUGCUCAACCACAGGACCUCCUCAUCGACUACACGCAAGGUUCACCGCAGCUGGUGCAGCAGUCGCCACAGUUUCCACCACCCCCGAAUUCGGCACCAUCGCAAACUCCUUUCGUCAAUGACUUCAACACGCCUUAUUCACACCACCACAUCCAAAAGCCCAAGCUUCCUAGAGGCAGUAGUGAUACAGCGUUUCAGACGGCUACUAGCCCACCGAAGGCUUUUGUGCAGACAGUCCCGAGGACCAACAGCGAUAUCAUCCAGCAACCUAAGCCGAUGCCCGUUGGGCAGUUCCAGGGGCCUGGAAGAGGCAGGGUGCAAUGGAAUCUGGGCUCUGAAGGGUAG
Messenger RNA from Alternaria arborescens, 843 nucleotides. RefSeq lists its product as hypothetical. Lineage: Eukaryota; Fungi; Ascomycota; Dothideomycetes; Pleosporales; Pleosporaceae. The record is from RefSeq and is a predicted model, not a curated record. The transcript is spliced from 3 exons. The coding region runs from base 1 to 843 and encodes 280 amino acids.